AUGUGCAUAGUUUUUAUAUACUCUGGAUACCAUGAUCCAGAAAGCUGCUACAGUUUAGUUUUAGCUGCAAAUAGGGAUGAAUUUUUCGAUCGUCAAGCACAGAAUAUGGCUCCGUGGAAGGAAGACCAAACUAUCUUUGGAGGAAUUGAUUUAGAAGCGGAAUGUCAAAGCACAUGGUUAGCUUACUCGUUUUCUGAGAAGAAGAUUGGUUUACUUCUUAACUAUCCUGAAAUUAAAAAGGAAAGUCCUAAAAGUAGAGGGAAAAUUGUUACUGACUAUAUAAAAAGUCAAUAUACAACAGAUAAUUAUGUGCCCUUUAUCAGAGAUAAUGGAGAUGACUAUAAUGGAUUUAUCCUUGUGACAGUAGAGUUCAGAAAUAAAGAACCCCUUAUUCAAACAUAUACAAAUGCAACACAUAAUUUGCAGACAUGGACACAGAAAUGUGUAGGGUUUUCAAACAGCUUGCCAGAUACUCCUCUGUCAAAGGUGGUAGCUGGAAGGGAAAGAAUGCAAAAAAUUUGCGGAGAAUAUAAAGCAAUUGAAGAUAAAUCAAAAUUGAUAGAAAGUCUAUUGGAUUUUUUGAAAUCUAAAGAAAGACAUUUACCAGACCCAAUUCUACAAAACCGAAGACCAAUGGAUUACAAAUGUUUCUCAUCAAUAUUUGUUUGCCUACCAUCAGCCCGUUAUGGAACAAGGACACAUACUUUGAUGCUAGUUACAAAAAGUGGGCAUGUUGAUCUUAUAGAAGUUACUAUGCAAUCACCAAUCAACUUGUCUAGUCCAAAUUGGAAAAGAUCAAAUUUUCAAUUAUAA
Messenger RNA from Pieris macdunnoughi, 813 nucleotides. The record is from the annotation of a GenBank genome assembly. NCBI's taxonomy places the organism in Eukaryota, Metazoa, Arthropoda, Insecta, Lepidoptera, Pieridae.